Molecule: messenger RNA, 1779 nt
Organism: Condylura cristata (star-nosed mole)
Lineage: Eukaryota; Metazoa; Chordata; Mammalia; Eulipotyphla; Talpidae
Gene: FAM107A
Product: family with sequence similarity 107, member A
Exons: 4
Coding region: 120-638 (172 amino acids)
Biological process (GO): actin filament bundle assembly; regulation of actin cytoskeleton organization; actin filament polymerization
Cellular component (GO): stress fiber; neuron projection; synapse
Source: RefSeq, a predicted model, not a curated record
ACCCGCGGCAGAGUUCGGAACUUCAGGCCGCGUCAGUGCGCGGUGGCGCUGGGGCUCCAGACAGCUCCCGCGUGCGCUCCGGCCCAGCAGCGCAGCUCAGCAGUCAGGCGCCGGGGCCCAUGGCGCAGAGGCUGGGGGAGAGGGCACGGGGCGCCGCCGAGGCCACUGGGCUCUAUCGGGCGGUGCUGCUCAGAUCGGCCUCCAUGUACUCGGAGAUCCAGAGGGAGCGAGCAGACAUCGGGGGCCUGAUGGCCCGGCCAGAGUACAGAGAAUGGAACCCGGAGCUCAUUAAGCCCAAGAAACUGCUGAACCCUGUGAAGGCUUCCCGGAGCCACCAGGAGCUGCACCGAGAGCUGCUCAUGAACCACAGAAGGGGCCUCGGUGUGGACAGUAAACCGGAGCUACAGCGUGUCCUGGAGCACCGCAGGCGGAACCAGCUCAUGAAGAAGAAGAAGGAGGAGCUGGAGGCCAAGCGGCUGCAGUGCCCCUUCGAGCAGGAGCUGAUGAGACGGCAGCAGAGGCUGAACCAGCUGGAAAAACCACCAGAGAAAGAAGAGGAUCACGCCCCUGAAUUUAUUAAAGUCAGGGAAAACCUGCGGAGAAUUGCCACACUGACCAGCGAAGAGAGAGUGCUGUAGAGCUGGCGACCCCCACCCCUGGCCUUUACUCCGCCCAGUCCUUCUGUACCUGGUAGCCUGGGCCAUCAGUGAUAUGCAUGCUAGCUGCAGUAAACUGCAACGCCUUGAGGGCCUGGCCCUCCUUGAGAGUCCUGGGAUCCAGGCUCCCCCUCCCAGCAUUCACCGCUCCAGUUCCAACAGAAAGCCACUGCCUCAAAAACCUUCUGCAAGACACCUGCCCCAAAAGGUCUUCUGAGCUCUGCCAAGAUACCCCUGGCCAAAUUGGGAGGUGGGAAGGGGCAGGUGCCUCUCUGGCCAGAAAAGCCUUCCUUUCUGCCUCACCCCGCAAGCCCUGCUUCUCUGGGCAGUCCCUGGGUCUCAGAGAAUGUCCUGCCCCUGCAACCAGAUGUCCAGGAGUGGGCCUGCAGUAUCUUCCGACACCUGCUUGAGAGCCAAGGGUUCAAGUGCAGCUGUGUGAGGCAAGCAAGGGCCGGGCAGCGCACAGCCAGCCUGUGGCCCAUCGUGUCCAGUGGAGAGGGCCGUAGUGAGGAGAUCUCCUUAGGGUUUGCCAGCCUUCCCCCUCCCCCAUAUUUCAUUUUCUCCCUCCCUUGUCCUCCCUGUCCGGGCCUUGUAAGCAAGCCUAGCCAGAGCUGCAGCCUUUCUGCUCCCAGAGGCCUGGAACCAUGAUUCUCAAACUUUACUAUGCCUACAAAUCACUGGGAACCUUGUUAAAAUAAGGCUUGAUUCAGUAGAAUUGAGGCGAGGGCAGAGAUUCUGCUUUUCUAACCAUCUCCCAGGCUGCUUGUUUGAGGAUCACCCAGUAAAGAGCUGCUAAGUAUUGAGGAACUCAACCCUGGUGCCAUCUCUGUCCCUUGGCUCCAGGGCCGUCUGUCCUGCGGUUCCCCCCAACCCCGCCUCUGUAGCCUCAGGGGCUCUGUAGUCUUCUCCACCCCCAGGGACUCCACACUAGGGCAGAUUUUGCCUAGCAAAUUGCUUGGUUCUGUGACUCCUGUUUUUACCACGGUGCAUAUAAUUGCCAAUCUGCACUUUUUUUUUACCCUGCUGUCAUGAUACUAUUCCAACCUACCCCAAAAGAACAAUUUUUUCAAUAAUAUAAUAGUUUAUUUUUACAUCAUUUUGUGCCUAUUUUCAUCUCAGUUGC